Messenger RNA from Agrilus planipennis (emerald ash borer), 1594 nucleotides. Its product is annotated as 5-aminolevulinate synthase, erythroid-specific, mitochondrial. NCBI's taxonomy places the organism in Eukaryota, Metazoa, Arthropoda, Insecta, Coleoptera, Buprestidae. Gene Ontology annotation, molecular function: 5-aminolevulinate synthase activity; pyridoxal phosphate binding. The record is from RefSeq and is a predicted model, not a curated record. Gene Ontology annotation, cellular component: mitochondrion. Gene Ontology annotation, biological process: erythrocyte development; heme biosynthetic process; hemoglobin biosynthetic process.
UUCCAAAUGCCCAUUUUUAUCAGAACUUGACAAGUUAAUGAUUAAAGAAGUAACUGAAGAUGAUACAAUUGAUAUUGGUGAUCAAAAGAAGUAUAUAUUUCCAUAUGAAAACUUUUUCCAUGACCAAAUAAUGAAAAAGAAAAGAGAUCAUUCAUAUAGAAUUUUUAAAAAAGUAAACCGUUUAGCUGGGCCAGGACAGUUUCCAAGAGCCAGAGAAUAUUCAUGGGGAGAAAAGAACAUAACAGUGUGGUGUUCCAAUGAUUAUUUGGGGAUGUCUUGUCAUCCAGAAGUUAAAAAGGCAGUGUGUAAUGCUGUAGAAAAUUAUGGUGUUGGAGCAGGGGGAACCAGGAAUAUAUCUGGUAAUUCCGUUUUUCAUGAGAAGUUGGAAUCAAACUUGGCAAAACUACAUCAAAAAGAAGCUGCCCUUCUCUUUACUUCAUGUUUUGUAGCUAAUGAUUCUACUUUAUACACAUUAGCUAAAUCACUGCCAGGGUGUCACAUUUUUUCUGAUGAGGGAAAUCAUGCCUCUAUGAUACAGGGAAUAAGGAAUAGUAAAGUACCAAAGCAUAUUUUUCGCCAUAACAACCCACAGCAUUUAGAAGAGUUGUUACAAAGUGUGGAUAAAAAAGUUCCAAAAAUUGUUGUUUUUGAAACAGUUCAUUCAAUGAGCGGCGCCGUGUGCCCAUUAGAUGAAUUAUGCGAUGUAGCUCGAAAAUAUGGCGCUUUAACAUUUGUUGACGAAGUACAUGCUGUUGGCCUUUAUGGCGAUCAUGGGGCUGGGAUUGGAGAACGUGAUAAUCAACUUCAUAAGAUGGAUAUAAUAUCAGGGACUCUGGGAAAGGCUUUUGGAAAUAUUGGGGGCUAUAUUGCCGGAAACACUACGCUUAUAGAUAUGGUUCGUUCAUAUGCUGCUGGUUUUAUUUUUACAACUUCACUGCCUCCAACUGUACUUUUGGGAAGUUUGAAAGCAAUCGAGAUUUUAUCGUCGGAUGAGGGUAGAGUUUUACGACAAAAGCACCAAGGAAAUGUUGCCUAUUUGCGCAAAACUUUACUAGAACAUGGAUUUCCUGUUGAAAACACUCCAAGCCACAUUAUUCCCGUUAAAGUCGGAGAUCCUUUUCAGUGUAAUUUAGUAUCUGAUCGUUUACUUAAAGAAAAAGGACAUUACAUACAGGCUAUUAAUUAUCCAACUGUUGCCAGGGGAGAAGAAAAGUUACGAUUAGCUCCAACACCUUUCCAUACCACUGAUCUAAUGGAUACAUUAGUUAAAGAUAUGUUAGAAGUGUGGACAGAAAUUGGUUUACCUUUACGUGGAACAAAAUGCGCAAAGGAGUGUCGAUUAUGUAAUCAGCCAGUUUUUGGAGAUUGUGAUACCACGGAGCAUUCCAGAUGUUCAUUUGAUAUUCUAUGUAAUAUUCCUAAUUGUCCACAGGUUGUCGUAAAUGUUUAACAUUCAAAGUGUUCUUUUAACGAGCUGCUAAUUUUUUAAUAGUACAUAUUUUACCAUGGCAUUUUUGUGGUGUUAGGGAUUUUCCUUAUAUUUAUUAAAUUAAAAAAUAGUAUGUAUUUUUUAAAUAAAAAAACUCAGUGGCGA